AUGCACGCACGCGCAAUAUCGUACACCGCACUGCCCAAGUUCGUGCUUCGCGCAUUCCGAGUACCCAUUGCGGGCAUUGGUGUGGGUGCAGGCGCUGUCGGCUACGCCAACUACAAAGUCGAGGAGUUCCGUAAGAAGACGAACGAAUGGAUAACGUCAGCUCAAGAAACAGCCUCUGACUUCUUGGACGCCGCCUCCAGUCAAAUCAACUCUGUUGUAGGACGCGUCGGCAGCAUCGAGCUUCCCAAGCUUGAAAUCCCUGAAUUCCUUAAGGGAUUGUUAGCUUCUACGGGUGGGAGCAAGAAAGGCGAAGGACGUUCAGGGAAGGGAGGUGAAGGAUCGAAGACCGAGGGCGAGCCUGAGGGCGGUGACCAGAGCGCAGCGGUCGCUGCGUUAGUGGCUGCUACAUUGUCAUCUCCAGCCGAUCCCAAAUCAGAAGAGAAGCGAGCAGGAUCCAGCCAAUUGCAAGAUCGCCAAGACGGCUUGAUGCAUCUUACGCGCAAGCUUAUCGAGAUCAGAAGCAUAUUGCUCAGCAUCGAUCAGAGCGACAGUCUCAAGCUGCCCAGUAUUGUUGUGAUCGGAAGUCAGAGCUCUGGGAAGAGUUCGGUAUUGGAGGCUAUUGUUGGCCAUGAGUUUUUGCCCAAGGGAAACAACAUGGUUACUAGGCGACCCAUUGAGCUCACGUUGAUACACAGCCCUGCUAAGGAAGGCAAUGCCGGCGAAUACGGAGAAUUUCCGGCCCUUGGCUUGGGCAAGAUCACCGACUGGAAAGAGAUUCAGAAGACAUUGGUCGAGCUCAAUCAGGCUGUCCCGGCGGAGGAGUGUGUUUCCGACAAGCCAAUCGACUUGCGGAUAUACAGCCCCCACGUUCCCGAUUUGACGCUUAUUGAUCUGCCGGGUUAUGUUCAGAUCAGCUCCCUGGAUCAACCAGAGGAGUUGAAGGAGAAGAUAUCCACAUUAUGCGACCGCUAUAUCAAGGAGCCCAACAUCAUCCUAGCAGUGUGUGCUGCGAAUGUUGAUCUCGCCAAUUCGCCUGCACUGCGAGCCAGUCGUAAGGUUGACCCCCUCGGACUGCGUACCAUUGGGGUUAUCACCAAGAUGGACCUUGUCGAGCCAGAGGCUGGAGCCAACAUUCUGCAGGGUAAUCGAUAUCCUCUUCACUUGGGUUACGUCGGUGUCGUUUGCAAGCCAACCGGCCUUGCUGGUGUGCGGGCUCAUCUUGGUUCCGAGAGACCCAAUAUUACUGGUGCAGUUAUGCGCCGGGAAGAAGACUAUUUCGGGGCGCAUCGCGAACACUUCGGCCGAUCAUCAAGCGUUAUGGUCGGCACGGACACUUUGAGGAAGCGAUUGAUGGACGUAUUGGAAUCGAGCAUGGCUAGUUCUCUUCAUUCGAUUUCCAACGCGGUCCAACUCGAGCUCGAGGAAACCCAAUAUCAGUUCAAGGUCCAAUACAAUGACCGCCGCGUUACCGCUGAGUCCUAUGUGGCCGAGACUGUCGACCAGUUGAAAGCCAAAUUCAAGGAGUUAACUCAGCAAUUCACAAAACCACAGAUCCGUUCCAAGCUAAAAGGAAUGCUAGACGAGAAGCUCAUGGAUAUCCUUGAGCAGCUCUACUGGUCGGACAAGCGCGUCGAAGAACUCACGACGCUUGGAAACGACCCCAAAAUCAAGCCGGAAGACGUGGAUUCUUAUUGGAGGUACAAACUCGACGCUGCAUCUUCGCUCCUUACUAAGUCCGGGGUCGGUCGCGACUCAACGCAAAUGGUUGCUGACGGCCUCCGUGCGCUGAUCGAGAACAUCGCCUCUGGCGAACCGUUCAAUUAUCAUCCUCAGACUGUGGAUCGCAUCGUCCAAUUCUCCCACGCCAUCCUUCGCGAGCGCCUUGGUGUAGCAGCGGACCAGGUCGAGAACUGCAUCAAGCCGUACAAGUACGAAGUCGAGGUAGAGGAUAGGGAAUGGGUUACUGGACGAGACAAGGCGCAGGUCUUGUUCGAGGAGGAACUCAAGAUGUGCCAGGAUAAGCUUGUCGAGAUCAGGAAGAAGGUUGGGGGGAGCCGUAGGCUGAGCAACCUAUUAGAAUAUGUCCGCACGUUGGAGGAACAAGAACGACAACGAAGCUUGUCAAGGCUUACGCGUAUCAAGGCGGGAGAAGAAGUGGAGGAAGAAGGUCCGGUGGCGAUCGAGUCGUAUCGUUUCAGCCCUGGUGUAAUCAUCGAUGGAGGGCAAGCGUUAGCCUACACCAACAGGCUGGGCGUCCUUAAGCUCCGACUCGCUGCGCUCAAGUCGAAAAGGUGCAAGAGUGGACCAGAAAACGACGCCCUUUGCCCCGAGGUAUUCCUCAAUGUCGUCGCUGACAAGCUUGCGUACACUUCUGCCCUCUUCCUCAACAUCGAGCUGCUCGACCAUUUCUUCUAUCAAUUCCCACGGGAAAUCGAUUCCCGCUUAAUGUAUGAUCUCGACCGGAAGGAGAUCGCAAAGUUUGCGAGGGAGAACCCGAACAUCCGUGCGCACUUGGAUUUGCAAGAAAGGAAAGACAAGUUGGAAGAGGUGAUGAAGCAAUUGCAGAGUUUGGUUAACCUGCGCAAAGACAUCCAGCCGGCUCCCCGACGAGCGAGCAGCUUGUUCGGCUCUUUCUUCUGA
Messenger RNA from Dacryopinax primogenitus, 2640 nucleotides. RefSeq lists its product as uncharacterized. Bases 1 to 2640 code for a protein of 879 amino acids. Gene Ontology annotation, cellular component: microtubule; membrane; cytoplasm. NCBI's taxonomy places the organism in Eukaryota, Fungi, Basidiomycota, Dacrymycetes, Dacrymycetales, Dacrymycetaceae. The record is from RefSeq and is a predicted model, not a curated record. Gene Ontology annotation, molecular function: GTP binding; GTPase activity; microtubule binding. The transcript is spliced from 4 exons.